Molecule: messenger RNA, 768 nt
Organism: Naumovozyma castellii
Lineage: Eukaryota; Fungi; Ascomycota; Saccharomycetes; Saccharomycetales; Saccharomycetaceae
Gene: RPS1B
Product: 40S ribosomal protein eS1
Exons: 1
Coding region: 1-768 (255 amino acids)
Source: RefSeq, a predicted model, not a curated record
AUGGCUGUUGGUAAGAAUAAGAGACUAUCCAAGGGUAAGAAGGGUUUGAAGAAGAAGAUUGUUGACCCAUUCACCAGAAAGGAAUGGUUCGAUAUUAAGGCCCCAUCCACUUUUGAAAACAGAAAUGUCGGUAAGACUUUGGUUAACAAGUCUACCGGUUUGAAGAGUGCUGCCGAUGCCUUAAAGGGCAGAGUCGUUGAAGUUUGUUUGGCUGACUUGCAAGGUUCUGAAGACCACUCUUUCAGAAAGAUUAAGUUAAGAGUUGAUGAAGUCCAAGGUAAGAACUUGUUGACUAACUUCCACGGUAUGGAUUUCACUACUGAUAAAUUGAGAUCCAUGGUUAGAAAAUGGCAAACUUUGAUUGAAGCCAAUGUCACCGUUAAGACCUCUGACGACUACGUCUUGAGAGUUUUCGCCAUUGCCUUCACCAGAAAGCAAGCUAACCAAGUUAAGAGACACGCUUACGCUCAAUCUUCUCACAUCAGAUCCAUCAGAAAGGUUAUCUCAGAAAUCUUGACCAAGGAAGUUCAAAACUGUACUUUAGCCCAAUUGACCUCCAAGUUGAUUCCAGAAGUUAUUAACAAGGAAAUCGAAAAUGCUACCAAGGAUAUCUUCCCAUUGCAAAAUGUUCACAUUAGAAAGGUUAAGUUAUUGAAACAACCAAAGUUCGACUUAGGUUCUUUGAUGGCUUUGCAUGGUGAAGCUUCUGGUGAAGAAAAGGGUAAGAAGGUCUCUGGUUUCAAGGACGAAGUCUUGGAAACUGUGUAA